Messenger RNA from Culex quinquefasciatus (southern house mosquito), 1792 nucleotides. RefSeq names its product protein singed wings 2 (gene swi2). NCBI's taxonomy places the organism in Eukaryota, Metazoa, Arthropoda, Insecta, Diptera, Culicidae. The record is from RefSeq and is a predicted model, not a curated record. The transcript is spliced from 4 exons. The coding region runs from base 190 to 1629 and encodes 479 amino acids.
UCGUCGCGUCGGCGAGUUGUUCUUCUGCCCGCGGGCUAACUCUCGCAAAGUUUCGAAUCUCAAAAUUAUCGCGCUCGCGCCAAAAUCGUGCUAAACCUCCGUGGUGUUAAAAUAGCUAUUUUUUUUAAAUCUCGUGUUUACUCACUAAUCGCUCACUUCCUAAAUUAAGGAGAGUCGCGUGUGAUAAUUAUGGCGCCGGAUGACCCAAAAACCUGGCUUUGGUUGAUAUCGUUUGCGGUUUUCGUCCCCCCGACAGUGGCCGAACUACCGAUGAGUCUGAAGAACCUGGCCGUUGACAACGUGAUCAUCGCGGAAUGCUCCGACCCGGCCCGGUUGAGGAUGCUCGAGGGCAAACAGCACUGCAGCUUUGAGCCGGGAGGAAGAACCGUUUGCUUUCGUGGGUUGGACACACGCAGGACGCUGCACAGCCAGGGUCGUUUCAACCGGACCAAGGAGUUGAUACUGUGCGAUUGGCCAACGCAACGGUUCGACCCGCGCGAGCUGGCGGAACUGGUUCCAAAUGUGGAGAAGUUUGCCAUCACUGGAGAGAGGAUGUGGAUGCUCAAGUAUGACUUUCCACCGCUGAUGAACCUGUGGGCGAUUAACAUCACUGGAACCAAGCUGAACCAGACGAGGGCGUCCUCGUUUCAACGACUUCCGGCGCUGAGGCAACUCAACAUGAGGGGCAACGCGCUGGUGGAGAUUGUUCCGUUCGUGUUUCGGAGCGCCCACGUGGACAUCUAUCUGCAAGGUAAUCCCUGGAACUGCACCAACGACAUGAUCUGGCUGCUGGAGGAACGCAGCGGCUUUUACGCGGACAAAUCCCUGCUGGUUUGCAAAGACUGGAAGUACACCGGUCGGCCGAUGGUGACGGCCAUGGAGUACAAACGAGUCCUGCGCGAGCACUGUCGAAGCCACGAGGAGAUUCGCAACUGCACCUGCCGCAUUUCGUACCUGCGGUUGAGCGACAGCGGGAAGGCCUUUCAACCGAUGGUGACGGUCAAUUGUACGGGGAAGGAGUUUUACAGAUUGCCGAGCUACCUGCCGCCAAACACGACGGUUCUGCACGUGGCCAACAAUCGGAUAACCGAGGUGGAGCUGCUGACGCGGGUGGAGCUGUACAUGCAGGUGAAGGACAUUUACCUGGACAACAAUAAUAUCACUUCGAUUGACAUUUUGGAGGACAGUGAGUGGUUGGACAAUUUCCGGAUUUUGAGUCUUCGAGGGAAUCAAAUCAAGAGGAUCCGCGUCUACACGAUGGAACACGCGCUCCAGCGGAAUGCCCACGUCGGGAUGCUGUUCCUGUCGGACAAUCCGUGGCGCUGCGGGUGCCGGUUUGCCACGCGAAUGCAGGAGUUUCUGCGCAAGCACGAGUCGGUUGUGGUGGACUCGCGCAACAUCACGUGCUACACGCUGAACGACGAGGGCCACAAGUCGUUCCUGCCGGUGAUGACGCUGACGCCGAACGAUGUGUGUCGGGAAACGGAAGACAACCGGGCGGCCAUUUACGACGUGAUGAGCAUUGUGUUUGCCUCGUUGAUUGCGUUGAUUUUUACGAAGCUCGCGUACGAUUAUUACAUCUAUCGCAAGUACGGGAAGCUGCCCUGGUUGAUAAUGAAGAUGCCCUAAAAGUGUGUGUUUGUUGCGCCCCGAGAUGGGGGAGCGAAGGGGAUGAACGUAUAAUUGUGAUAUGUAGUUAUAGUGCGUCGCCAGGCGGAAGUUAUCUCGAAUCAUUUGUACUUAAUUAGUUUUGUUUGAUUGCUCUGAAUGCAUAAUGAUCUGUUAAGUUAAA